AUGGGGAUACUUAUGAUUGAUAAGCCCAAAACGCCUGAAUUGGUUAAUCUAUGCAUUGAAAUCCAAUAUUUAAUAUUGAAGAUUGUUAAAGCUACAAAUUGGAAAAAUAAAACAUCAGAUGUUUUAACAGAUGUUUUAAGAAUAGCGAAGAACCAUCAUGUAAAGUUAGAAGGGGAUUUUGUACAUAUUGUUAUACCAGUAUUGUUAUUGGAAGGUAUUGGUAGACAGAUGGGUCCUAAUAUGAAUUUAUUAAAAAGUUCUUUACCAAGUUUAAGAAAAUUGGAGCUCAGAAAGCUAGUAAAAGAGAGAUUGAGGGCACAACAACCUAAUUAUAAUAAUAUUUCUCAAGGUCUUAACCUGGAUAGCCGGUCUGUUUGUAGAUCAUUAAAUUCAAGAAUUACUGAUCCAACUACAAAUAUUGAAGUGCCUCCCAACUUACUGAACCAACUUCCAACAAGUUUUCCCUCUAACAUAUCUCAACUACGAGGACUAACCGCUCAAAACUUAAACAAUUUGUUGAAUUUUUAUGGCUUACCAACUACUGGAAGAAUGGAUACAAAACAAGGGCGGUUGGCUGAAUUUAUUGGGAUCAGUUUACUUUAA
Messenger RNA from Entrophospora sp. SA101, 603 nucleotides. The record is from the annotation of a GenBank genome assembly. NCBI's taxonomy places the organism in Eukaryota, Fungi, Glomeromycota, Glomeromycetes, Entrophosporales, Entrophosporaceae.